AAGUGCCACAUCAGCAGUGCCACGUAAGCAGCAUUGCCACGUCAACAACAUGACGGGCCUGCCAGGCCAGCUGGCCAAUGAGACCAUUGCCGCUUACAAUCAGCGUUGCCUCGCUCAGAUAGAGGCUGAGGAACAACGUCUGCUAGCAGUCGAGGCUGCCCGCAUACAAGCUGAAGAGGCAGCAGCAGCAGAGAAACUGCGGCUACAGGCCGAUGCAGAAGCAGAUGCCCAGGCUCGCCAAAGGACGCCCAGGAUCUGCUGCAGCGGCAUGAAGCCAACAGCAUCGACAGACUCAAAGUUGGAGAGACAGCAUCAGGAAUUGGCGACGCUCCGCCGCACAGUGCAGAGCCACGAGGAUGCAACUCGGGCACUCAAUGCCCGAUUGUUGGACCUGGAACAGGAAGUACCAGGACCAGCUGCUGGAGCUUCCAGCAGUGCACCCUCAAGCCGCCAACUGGAGGACCGCGUUGACCACGUAGUGGCAAUGCUCGGCGACAUCAGCACCUUCGCUGCGCCGACCACCACCAUCAGCAGUCAGCUGCAUACAUUGAAGACCGAGGUCCAGAAGCUACAGUCGACGAACGCGGACGACAAUCCGAAGAUGUACAAGAUGCCAACUUUCAACCUGGAGAGGUUCGACGACUACACGCAGCAGGAUCCCGUCCUCUGGUGGGAAGCAUUCACAACGCAACUCAGGAUUCUGCAAGUAACCAAGCAUGCGUACAUCGACGCCCUGUUCCUGAACUCAAAGGGCGGAUCCCAGACCUGGUUGAGCCACCUGGCAACCUCCCACGGCGUCGACGUACCAGACUUGAAGGACGUAAUCACAUGGGAGGAACUGACACGGCUGUGGAAGAAGCGGUUCAUCGUCGACGGCGCGCCGGCACUCGCCAUCAACCGUUUGUUCACCAUGUCACAGGGCAACACAGCAACAUGGGACUGGCUCACGAAGUGGCAGAAGAUUGCGGCUGUGCCCAAUCUGAACCUACCAUUCGAUCAUCUACGCCGUGAGUUCUACAACAGGUCCUGUGCGGCAUUGAGUCAGGCUCUUGGUGAUCGCGAGCAGUACUCAACCUUCGCGGAGAUCAUUGACAAAGCGAGGGAGAUCAUCAAGACCAAUAGGUCAGCUGCACACGAGAAAUCAACAUCAUGGCAGCCGACCUAUGUGGCGAAGGUACGAAUUGGUCCGCGACAGCAGCACUUUGCUGCAGUCCAGCAGGACAAUGGAGAUAACCCAGCAGCCACUCCAACAUUAAUACCAGCUCCGUUGAUGGACGUCGGAGCAGAGGUUGUCGACCUUCACGCUUUCAUCGCGAAGAUCGACCGCGAGUUCAAGACGCAACGGUACGACGACAUCGACGCACCAUUGCUAUACAUACGCAUUCAGAUCGGAGAGGUGACCUGCAAUGCCUUGAUCGAUUGCGGAGCAUCUCGCAACUACAUCAGCCAGGACUUCAUGGUACGCGCCGGCCUUGGCCCACGUGUCUGGAGGAAGUCCCAGCCUACGCAAGUCACCGUGGCAGACGGUCAUACACACAAGUCCAUCGACCGGUGCAUUGAUGCCGUCCCAGUGUACUUUGCCCCUCACGCAAGUGAGGCGGUGUCCUUUGACAUUCUAGACACCAAAUUCGACAUGAUCUUGGGCAUGUCAUGGCUGCGAAGCAAGGAUCACCCGGUGAACUUUUGCAACCGCACCGUUCACGUUCGUGACCGGAACGGAGUACUAGUUCCAUGCACGGUGCCUCUUCCUCAUCCUUCGAUCAGCUGCCACGUGGUAUUCGCCGCAAGCAUGCGAGCUUCCAUCAUCAGAGACGACAUCGAGGARAUGGGGGUGUGUUUUCUCCAUGCCCUCCCGCCACAUGACGCUUCAUCGACAGACUCACCUUCGGAUCCACGCAUCACCGAACUUCUCGACGCCUACAGCGACGUGUUCGAAGACCCGCAUGGAGUAGUACCGGAUCGACCCAUCCGCCACGAGAUCAUCCUCGAGGACGGGGCCGUACCUCCUCGCGGUUGCAUCUACCGAAUGAGCGAGGAAGAGUUAAGUGUGCUUCGGGCACAACUCGACGACCUUCUAGAGAAAGGCUGGAUUCGGCCUAGCUCAUCGCCAUACGACGAUCAAGAACGCCGGCCACGCAUCGACGACCUUCUCGAGCGAUUGGGCGGCGCCCAGUUCUUCUCUAAGUUGGAUCUCAAGUCAGGGUACCACCAACUCGAGAUUCGCAAGGAGGAUCGCUACAAGACCGCKUUCAARACUCRRKAUGGGCAUUUCGAAUGGCUGGUCAUGCCAUUUGGCCUUACGAAUGCCCCAGCCACUUUCCAASCGGCUAUGACGACGGAGUUCCGACACAUGCUGGAUCRUYUYGUACUUAUAUACCUCGACGACRUUCUGGUUUACAGCCGGAGUCUGGACGAGCAUGUGGAACACCUGCGCACCGUUUUGGAGCGGCUACGACAGGCCAAGUACAAAGCAAACCGCGACAAGUGCGAGUUCGCACAGCAGGAGCUGGAGUACUUGGGACACUAUGUGACGCUGCAAGGCAUCCGUCCGCUUGCGGACAAGAUCGAGGCCCUACGAGUAUGGCCCGAGCCCACCAACACCACGGACGUUCGUUCAUKCAUGGGGUUGGCGGGCUACUAUCAGCCAUUCAUCACUGGAUACUCCAGGAUUGCUGCACCUAUGACGAGGUUACAGUCGCCAAAGGUGCCAUUCGUAUUCGAUGACGACGCACGCCGGUCAUUCCAAGCACUUAAGACGGCUAUGCUCAUGGCACCCGUCCUUAGCAUUUAUGACCCCACCCUGCUGACACGAGUGACUACGGACGCUUCCGGCUAUGGCAUUGGGGCAGUCUUGGAUCAGCAGGACGGCGACGACUGGCACCCUGUGGAGUAUUUCAGCCACAAAGUGCCUCCCAUCAACUCGCUUGAUGAUGCAAGGAAGAAGGAGCUGCUCGCAUUCGUGAUGGCUCUCAAACGCUGGCGGCACUUCCUCCUUGGGCGUCGUAGGUUCACAUGGGUCACAGACAACAAUCCAUUGACCUACUACAAGACGCAGGACACGGUGAGCAGCACGAUCAGACGAUGGAUGUACUUCAUCGAUCAAUUUGACUUUACACCAAAGCAUGUGCCCGGCCUCUCCAAUCGCGCAGCAGAUGCACUCUCGCGAAGACCUGAUCUUUGCGCUAUGACACAUCAUGCCUUCGCAUUUGAUGAGGAGCUUCAGCGACACUUCAUCCGGGCAUAUCAGUCUGAUCCGGACUUCGGCACGCUCAAUGCACAGCUAUCUUCGGAUCACCCGCCGGCCAGCCAUUACCGCAUCGCCGACGGGUACUUGCUCCUCCACUCGAGAGGCAAGGACUUACUAUGUGUCCCACGUGACCGUCGUCUUCGGACUCGCCUCCUCGGCGAGUACCAUGAUUCACGACUCGCCGGCCAUUUCGGAGUCAACCGCACUAUUGCACGACYUCGACAGCGAUUCCGAUGGCCCGACCUCAUUACCGAUGUCACUCGGUAUUGCGACUCUUGCGAAGUUUGCCGACGCAGCAAGCCCCGCAACCGCAAUCCCUACGACGAGUUACACCCGAUGCCUAUCCCACGGGAACCCGGUCUCUCCAUUGCCAUGGACGUCACCGGUCCGUUUCCUCGCGACCGGCUCGGGCAYGACGGCAUCCUCACGGUUGUGGACCGAUUGAGUAAGUAUGCGCGUUUUCUCCCUUGCAAGUACUACUCCACGGCUCCCGAGCUGGCACGCCUCCUGCACACUGGUUGGAUUUAUGGCCACGGUGUACGAAAAGACAUUGUCAGCGACCGCGACACUCGUUUCAUGUCGGCGUUUUGGACUGCUCUCAUGCAGGAGUCCGGCACAACAAUGAAACCAAGUUCGGCUCGACACCCUCAGACAGACGGGCAGACGGAGCGGGCACAUCAGACCGCUCAAAUGUCGACAAGCCACGAUCGAAGGACAGCGACGACCAUUGCUCCAAUCGUAACAACCGCUUUUCGGUUGUUGCGCAACUUGUGGUCGAUUCAGACCUGCAUGUCCUUGACUUUUGCUACGGCUUUCCCGGGACUGUCGGCGAUGCGCGUGUUCUGAAGAAUAGUGAACACGUCGCUGUACAGGCGAGC
Messenger RNA from Chara braunii, 4125 nucleotides. NCBI's taxonomy places the organism in Eukaryota, Viridiplantae, Streptophyta, Charophyceae, Charales, Characeae. The record is from the annotation of a GenBank genome assembly.